GGAGGAGGAGGAACCGGAAUGUAAACAUGUCCUGUUCAAAAGUCCAGAGCCAACACUUCACUGAGGUGAGACUGCACGAGCAGCAGAAGUUUCAGCAUGACUGAGGUGAGCCAUCAGCAGUGGGGAGAGGUGUCCGGCCUCCCCAGUGUGGACAUCUGGGUCCUCCAGUCCCCCCAGCUGAAGGUGGAGGUUCUAACCCUGGGGGCCAUCAUUCGAUCUGUUUGCAGCAAGGGAAAGGAUGGUCAGAUUAAAGAUGUCGUCCUGGGCUUUGAUGACCUGCAAGGUUACCUGUCAGAUACCCGGUACCAAGGAGCUGUUGUAGGCCGAGUGGCGAACCGGAUCGCACAGGGUCGCUUUGUAGUGGAGGGAAAAGAGUACAAACUUGAUAUCAACAAUGGACCUAACGCUCUGCAUGGAGGGCUGCGGGGCUUUAAUAAGGCAGUCUGGCUUGCUACAGAAAUUGACGGAGGUGUACAGCUGAGUCACACAAGUCCAGAUGGAGAUCAGGGUUAUCCUGGUGAGGUUCAAGUCUCCGUCUCCUACACCUUACAGGGGGGAACACUGACGGCUGAGUACCAAGCUCGAUCUACCAAGACCACCCCUAUCAACCUCACCAACCACGCCUACUUUAACCUGGCUGGACAGGGAGCUGUUGAUAUCUAUGACCAUCAGGUGUCCAUAGAUGCUCAGUCCUACCUUCCUGUGGAUGACACAACGAUCCCCACAGGAGAGAUCCGGGGGGUGGAGGGCACGCCUUUUGACCUCAGAAAGCCUGUUCUGAUUGGCCCUCGGCUGAAGGAAGUUCCAGGCCCAGGGUUUGACCACAACUUCUGUCUGUUAUCACCCAGAGACGCCUGGACAGAGCGACAUGCUGCAAGAGUGUGCCACCCAGCCAGUGGGCGUGUCCUAGAGGUUUCUACCAACCAACCAGGGGUCCAGUUCUACACUGCCAACUAUCUGGACGGCUCCAUGGUAGGAAAAGGUGGAUCUCGGUAUGGGAAGCACAGCUCCUUCUGUCUUGAGGCUCAGAACUGGCCUGAUGCUGUUAACCAGGCCUCAUUUCCUGAUUGUCUCCUGCGUCCUGGUGAGGUCUACCGACACAUCACCCGUUACACUUUCACCACUGCCUGACUGGAGCUCUCAACAUCAGCAAAGGAGAAAUCUUGGUGCUUUUAAAUGGAAAAUCAAGUGCAUCAUGUAUUUUACUAAAAUGUUUGCCAUAAUCAUUGACCAAUCAGUACAGCAGGAGUGCCUGGUAGUGUUGGUUUUUUUCCUGGCUGUGUGCCUCUUUUAUUUGAGUAUGAUGAUGAUUAUUAGGGCUUAGGUUGAUUAGAAAAUCUUGGUUAAAUCACUGUGUUGUGUGUCCUUGUGCAAUUUUAAAAUCAGGUGCAAUAUUUCACUGACCUCAAAUGUGUGUCAAAAUACCAUUUUAAUAAGAAAUUAGCAGGAGUUAUGCUCUACACAUGCAAACAUUUAAGUGUCAUUCUUUGUAGAAUAGUUUACGGCUUUUGAAAAUCCAGUUUCCUUGUUUUUGUCUGUUUUUCUUACUCAAAAUGAGAAUAAUAUAAAAUGAUCAUUCCCUUUAUACAAUUCAUCUCCAAUCUACAAUAUGUGUCAAAAUAAUUGUAAUUAGGUAUUUUUCAUAAUGAAGAAUGAUUUAUUGCUUGUGUUGGUUUAAAAUUAUAAAAGAUAAGAAACUUGUUUGACUGAUCCUGUGGUGCCGUCCUUAACGCUUCCUUCCAUGCUCUUUAACCUCAAACUUUGUGGGAUGAGUACAAAAAACAGGCAAUACUUGUGCAAUACUCAGGAGCUGGUUCUGACCCAGAAUAGCAUCUCAGCACAUCGAACUGUCUACCCCACAUCUGUCAGAGUACCACAUUCAGUUUACUGUGCCCUCACCAGAACUCCCUCUGGCUCUGCCACAAUAGGCUCCUAUCACCAAAACAUCUGGCUUCUUACACCGACCCAGCUCUCUAAUGAGGUCCUGGCUUCUGUGCCUCCUCAGAGGAAUUCUACCAAACCUUCUGCAAGUGAGAUGCUGUUCUUCACUAACGUGAACAAACUCUGCCCUCUAGUGUCCAAACCUUGUCAUAACACCCUCCCUCCAGUCCCUGGCUCUCUGAAAUCAUCAGAGGGUUAAGGGGCAGGGAUCAGGGCAGGGGAGAGAGAUGGACAUGAAUCCAAACAGUUCACUGAAAUUAGAAACUAUAAGCGACUUCUACUCAAGUUUAAAAACAGCUAAAACCACUCUUAAGUAAGAUUUGUGAUGCCAUAGAUGCACGGUAAGCAGAUGCACUGAGUUGUCUGUGAGUUUUUAAAGUAAAAUGAGACGUUAAGGAGCAGUGAACUCAUUUUACAUCAUUGUGGCUGCAGGGAGAUGCUGGAUUAACCAAGGUGUGUUCAAAGGGAUAAUAAUCUUCUAAUUUUGACUUUAUAUCUUAGAAUUAGGACAAACUGUCCUAAUUUUGACUUUUUUCCAUAACAUGACUAACUUGCUCAUAAUUUCGAAGAUAUUUUUAAAGUAAUUACCUUUUUUUUUUCUUUACUUUAUGAGGCAGGAAUUGGACGUCCAUAGAUUUCCCUCCACUGCCUUUCUAUUACACCUCAAAUCAAAUUCCAAACCUCUCUGCUUACAAUAGAGCGACAGAAAUGGUUGCUCAUCCAGGUUUAUACCCACUCCAGCCCGUCUCUCACCUGGCUCUUCCUUCACAACAAGGACCAGAGAAAUGAGCUGCACCAGGGUUGGGCAACUGGUUGUCCGAGGGCCACAUAUGCGGCCCUUUGUUUUUAUUUUUGAUGUAUUUUUAAAUUUGUUUUGAGUAAACUUUAUUUUCAGUUUUUUAUUCAAUAUAUAUAUUUUUAAUCUUCUGACUUCUUUCUUUUGUUUUUAUUUCAUUGUCUUGGUUGUUAUUUUUUAAACUUUAUUUUCUUAAUUACUUUUUUAUUCGUGUAUAAUUUCUUUGUAUUUGUGUUCAGUACUAUUAAUAUUUCUAGUUUUUUUUAUUUCACUGAAAUUAGAAUUUUUUUCAUAAAAUUCUCAGGUUUAUUUAUUUUUAUUUCUGUUUUAUUCAAUUCAAAAAAUGUGUCACCGAAAAAAGUACAACCCAAGUAUAAUGUUUAUUGUAUUGAAAAAGCAGCUUGAAAUGGAAAUUUUAUUCUGUGUGUAUCUCAUUGAUUAAACUAUUUCUAUUUUCACUUGAGUUAAAAAAAAUAUAAAUGUUGCCAUGAUAAAUUAUGAGGAAAGUACCAAAUUCUUCCUAUAAUUUAGCUAUUUGUUAUCACAUGGAUUAAAAUGAGAAUAUCCAACAGUCUGUAAUAUUCGGCCUUUGGCAUUGACAAUGAAACUAAUACGGCCCUCUUGGUAACCAAAGCUGCCCAUCCAUGAGAUAGACUCUUAUCGUCUCUAGUCCCCUGGUGGAAGAAUAAAUUCCCAAACUCAAUUUUUAUCUGCAUACUUCUUACUGUAUUUAAAAAAUACCAUUAGAUUUUCUGUGUAGCUUAUUAAUGGUGAAAUAGUCCUUUAACCAUAAACAGGCCAAUUUUAGCUAUAUUGAACCUGAUCAUUCGCAGAUCGCUUUGUGUAGAAGCUUCAGUUUUUUUUUUAAACUAAACAAUAAAAAGAAAAAUGAAGAAGGA
Molecule: messenger RNA, 3636 nt
Organism: Cheilinus undulatus (humphead wrasse)
Lineage: Eukaryota; Metazoa; Chordata; Actinopteri; Labriformes; Labridae
Gene: galm
Product: galactose mutarotase
Exons: 9
Coding region: 97-1131 (344 amino acids)
Biological process (GO): glucose metabolic process; beta-D-galactose catabolic process via UDP-galactose, Leloir pathway
Molecular function (GO): aldose 1-epimerase activity; carbohydrate binding
Source: RefSeq, a predicted model, not a curated record